Messenger RNA from Trematosphaeria pertusa, 5512 nucleotides. RefSeq lists its product as uncharacterized. Bases 90 to 5333 code for a protein of 1747 amino acids. NCBI's taxonomy places the organism in Eukaryota, Fungi, Ascomycota, Dothideomycetes, Pleosporales, Trematosphaeriaceae. The record is from RefSeq and is a predicted model, not a curated record. Gene Ontology annotation, molecular function: guanyl-nucleotide exchange factor activity. The transcript is spliced from 2 exons.
UUCUCCCGUGUACUCUGCUCGCUGCCUUGAUUCGCGCCGCCGCUUCGAGCCCUCUCGCAAACAGGACCAUGGUCCGGUAGGGGUGAAGAAUGGCGGAGCCAGAGCAUACCACAAUGCAUAACUUUGCAUAUCACCCCAGCGUCGCCAGCUGGGUGCAGUCGACCGCGUUGGCACAGCUCGACGGCGCCUCUGAUGAAGUCACAGAGCGGUCCCCUGAUGACUUCUACAAGUCGCCCUUCACGCCGCCCACCGCCUUAGAAUCGUCACCGCUUCCAGACGACAUGACGACCACACGCCAGCGCCAACAGACGUCGAACGGAGCACCGCGCUCCACGCCAAAACCCUCAAUUCGCUCCGUAUCCGGCCCCGCGACCUCCACCGCACCGCGAGCAACGCCCCAGCUACCGGGCAACCGUCCGACAGUGAGGAGUCUCGCCCAGAAAUUCAACCAACCCUCCUCUGCUGAGUCCUCCCCCUCAGCUCCGCGCGCUCGACCGGUGCGACCCUCGACGCAAGCGAGAUCGACGCAUACAAGAUCGAUGGUGGAUUCACCGGCGUCACAAGCAUCAGCCUCGUCGCCCGCUCGGCCGGCCAAGGAAGCUUCGUAUGGCGCGUACAAAUUCAACAACCUGAAGCCCCGUGAAAGGCCUCAGCCUGCCCCGCCAUCUCCAGCAGGCGUACGUCGCGCUAACGGCGGUCGGACAAGCGUUGAUAAGCAAACACCGCCUGCCCGGAGGAAGCUGUCUUCACCCACUCGAGGGACUGCCCGCCAGCCCUUCUUUGGUGAAGUGGUAGGAGAGCAUAAUGCAUCCAGCCCAGGUUACGGAAUACCAACUCUUGAGUCUGCACUGGAGGAGCCCAACUCAACCUCGCACCCAGCCGAGACUUCAACCAUCAAGAUCGUGACAGAGGAGUCACAGCUGCUGCCUGAGGGGUCUCAUGCUCAACCAGGGCAGGCACGUCACCAGAGGCCUGCUAGCGAGAUGACUUCGGGGUCGCAACAGUCACAGGCUACCGAGAACCGUACACCGCGGAGGCGCUCCCCACCGUCGAGGAUUCCCGUAGCGACGCGACGCAUGAGCGCAGCGUCAGACUCGAGUUCCUCAACCCGAUCGCUAAGAUUCGGUAGUGCGCGUCCGGUCGGUGGGUAUAACAGGCUGUCGCCUACCCGUCAACGGGGAGCCCCCGCCGGAAGAGCGGGCUCGUCUCCAAAGAAGUCGAAACCAGUGGCUCAGCCAACGUUGCCGGCGGGAAGCUACCGUGGAUAUCGCGAGCGCGGAAAGCCUGCACCGGGUCCCAAUAGCGGGCCUAGUGUUCCAGCCGUCAUCUCCGCCCCGCUUCCACCCACCUCACCUCGUCUUCGAAAUUCUCGAGAGCGGCAAACACUGCAGGAAUCCCCCGGCUCCAGGAGUGCCGACGCCCAUGCUUCUGGACAGGAUUAUUUCGGAAAUGAUACUGCCUCGACCGUGCAGCAGCCGCAGAUGACCGAGUCGGAGCACGCAGAUGGAGGACUCCUCAUCCACGAUGCCUAUUCCGCCACCGAGAACGCCAGUGGACUCGCCGAUGGCCCCGAUAGGUUAUCAACACCGCAGCAGCCGGUUUCGAAUGGCCAGGACUCGAGUGUUGCGCCGAUGCAUUCGCAAUCAUUAAGCCUCCACACGCAGGGUUUGCAGGUGCAGCCGCCUGCGCAGCCGACAUCAUCCACGACCGACUUUGAGUACGACGAAUCUCCCGUGCUAGGAAUGCCUGGGAGCUUCAUGAUGACGCCUCCGAUUGUCCAGCAUACCCCGCCAGCAAUAUCUAAGCAUGAAGAGCAGCAAAAGGCUCAGCCCCCGCCGGUCCUGGCACCCGAAGGAGAAUUCCUGCCGGCACGUGCAUUCUGUCCGCCGAGCAAAGAGCAGAUACCAGAGAUUUCACAUGAGGAGGGCGCACAGGAAGUGCAGUCAGAAUUCGGGCUGAGAGAAUCUAUUCCGAUCAUGCUCGGCUCUGAUGGGCCACAUGCAGGAUGGAACGCGGUGGCGACGCGCUCACGACACUCACCGCGGCUGAGCAUAGGUGCUCACAGGUGGCGCGCUGAACCGCUGGACUCAACUGGAACGAUAUCCUAUCUGGAAGAGGACGAUUCCCCCAUUGACCCUUUUGCGCACCGAGACUCGCUCCGGCCCGAUGACUCUGCUAGCGUGGCCUUCUACCGCCAAACCGGCCAGCGGUCCCCUCACUGGACGCCGAAGAUGGGCAACGUACCAGAGGCGGGUUCCUUCACGCUGGAUAGCGAGGCCUACAGUGUCAUCAACAAGGUCUUGAACAUGUACCACGGGUCGGACAUGAUCACGCCCGAGAUGGCGCACGACUCGCGGGAGCAGGUCCAGAGCGUCUCCCCCAUCAUCGCCCAGCACAAAGACUGGGGAUCCAAGGAGGCCACCGAGACAUAUCUUGCGAGGCUGCUCAGCGAUGCAGCUGGCAGCGAGGAGAGGAGGGACGAUGAGGCAUCAGCUGCAACGGAGCAGCCCAGCGGCCCGGCCAGCCAAAGCGUGCCUGCGCUGAGCAUCCGCGACCUGGCCGAGGACCCCGAGGAGCCUAUCGUGGGCGGGACGGCGAUCAUAUUCCCUCCCGAAUCGCGGCGGUACUCGCGCGGCUCUGGCGGCUCGACGACGACCACCAUCUGGGAGGGCCCAAGCCGGCCCGACAGUUCUUCCGGACCCCUGGCACGUGACCAGCUCCACGGCAACGCGCCUCUGCCGCUGGCUCUCGCUCCUCACCCUCCGCCAAAGGACUGGUCGAAUUCACCCGCGAACCACCUGCCCGAGAUAGCUGGCGCCGGCGAAGGUCUCGGUCUGUCCCUGCAAAGCAGCCUACACGUGCACCAUCACCAGCAGCAGCACCACCAGCAGCAGGCAGACGAAAUACAACAGCAGCAACAGCCCCCGCCGCCAAAGCCUGCGUACUCACCCCCGCCGCCGCCGAGGCCGCACGUCCUAAGCCGCAAUAACACCCAGGAGGAGGCCACAGACAUGGGUCAGGUCCUCUCCAAGCUGCGGAGGGAAGACGCUGCAGAAGCGCGGCCUGCGGAGAAGCAGUCUGUCGCAGAGGUUAACGGCAACCAGCAGCUCGACCCUACGACGGCCGGGCUUCGCAAGCGCUAUCGCGUCAUCGAGGAGCUCACCAAGACCGAGCAUAGCUUCUGCAUCGACAUGAUGGUUGCCCACAACAUCUUCGAGCUCACCGCGGGCGAGGUCAUGGAGGACAAGGACCGUCGCACGCUCUUCAGCAAUUGCAAAGACCUCGAGAAGUUCUCGCACGCCCUCUGGCAGUCGCUGAAAGAUGCUAUCAAGCCCAUCGUCAACCAGGCGAAGCAAAUCGACGACCAGCCGUACGACGAGUUCAUUAAUUGCACUCCGGACAACGACCGCAAUGUGGACAUCGGUGCGGUGAUGUUGCGCGCCACGCCUAGGAUGGAGCGAUUGUAUACCACAUACUACCUCAAUCACGAGGAUGCGACCAACUUCAUCAAGAAGCACUCAAACAACGCAGAGCUCCUUGGCUGGGUCUUGGCAUGCUUCCAGCACUCCGCUGGGCUUACGAAUGCUUGGGACCUCGAUUCUCUUCUCGUCAAGCCAUGCCAGCGGAUGCUCAAAUACCACAUGCUUCUAGAGCAGUUGCUAGAUGCUACGGACCCCGACCACCCGGACCUGCCGCAGCUCAAGGCUGCUUACGACGGCAUCAAGCAGAUCGGCGAGCGCAUCAAUAUGGCGAAGAAGCGCCAGGAGACACUUCGAGCGGCGACCUCGGAGGGAAAGAAGCAGAAGAACAAGGGUCGAUUCGGCAAGUCAAUCGUCAAGGCUCUCAUCUCCAACAAAGACCGGGCCAAGCAGCUACAGGAGGCCGCUACCAUCUUCGAGGAUCAGGAGUACAACUCGGUCACGCAGAAGUUCGGCGGCCACUUCUUCCAGAUUCAGAUCGUCAUUCGCGACUUCGACAAUUACCUUGACUCCAUCACCGACCAGAUGCUACAGCUUAACAUCGUCAUGCUGGCCUUCGUUACCAUGUCCGAGGUCGGACCGUCUGCUAAUCCCGAGAUGGAGAGCACGUGGCGACGUUGGGCGAUGGGUUACCUCGAGCUGCAGAACAAGGCUCUAGAUGAACAUAAAACCGCUGUGCGUGACCGCGUCAUGAAGCCGAUUAGCCAAGUCUGGGACCAAUGGGUCGGUCCACAGAAGCUGAUGGAGGAGCGCAAGAAGGCUCUCGUCAAAUACGCCGAAUAUAAGCGCGCACUUGAGCGUAAGGAGAAGGUCAGCGCAGGGCUUGAGGAAGCUGCUAGCGACUUCCUCACCGUCAACGACGCCCUCAAGCAGGAGCUGCCCCAGCUGUACGAGCUUACCAAGAAGUGCAUCCGCACGUGCCAACUCAUCUUUCUGUACAUUCAGAAGGAUUGGUACAAGACUUGCUCUAAGAAGAUUCUUCCGCUUCUCGAGAGCGAGCCGCAGCAUACCACUUCCAUCACUUAUGACUACAAGACCUAUGUCGACCGUUUUAGGUCUGACUGGCGUCAGAUGGAAGAUCGCGCCAACAGCCUCGCCAUCGUCAACCAUGAGCUGCUCAAUAAUGCGGCUAACUUCACCUCGCCGGUACCCACCUUCUAUUCGGACGACGGCUCGUCUCGGAAGUCGUCCUCCCGCCGUACCGAGUCCGUCAGCAGCGAAAUGUCCAUGAUCAACAAUAGGAACCGCAACAGCGGCGGCUAUGGCAGCACCCGAUCUGGCAUGACCUCGUUCGAGGGACCGCCUCGCUCUUCGCCUGCUGCUCCGUAUCCCGGUCCUUCUAACUUCCGCGAGCGUGGUGGUGGCGCAAUCAGCCCGCGUUCCGAGACCAGUGAGGCAACUAUUACUCAAGCUCGCCGUCCCGCCUGGACCAACCUCGACGGCACCAUCGAGGACCCCUAUGCCGUUCCCCCCAGCAUCGGUGCCUCGUUCCUCAACCCCGCCCCCUCUGGCUCAAACCCUGGCUCAUCCCGCGUGUCCGGCGUCUUCAACUCGGCCCUGCCCAUGUCCGACUCCCCAUCCAGGCCUGUUGCUGACACUGAGCUCCCUGCGACUCCUGGCGAGAUGGACGAGCCCGAGGUUCUCUUCCUGGCUGCUAGUCUGUUCGAGUUCAAUAUCGCGCACGAUCGUCGCGAGGGUGGCAUUCCGUACCUUGUCUACGUGCCCGGCGAGAUCUUCGACGUCAUCGGCAUGAAGGGCGAGCUCUGGCUUGCACGCAACCAAGACGAUCCGACCCGCACCGUGGGCUGGAUCUGGGAGAAGCAUUUCGCCCGGAUCCUCCCGGAGGAGGUCUGAUCUGAUUUCCUUACUCACAUUUCCUUACCCUCUGACUGACGGAGUUUUGGUCAGGCCCCUUGGCGGCCUUUUCAGGGUUCCUUAGUCCCACUACCAGGCGUUGCCUUCUUAUGAUUCCCCUUUUCCUCCUUUUUGCGACGGCUUCUUCUUCUAGGGCUUCUGAAAACUGGGUGAAGGGC